GGCGGGGCGUGGCGCGCGGCGGCGGCGGCGAUGGGGCUGCGGCGGGCGGUUCGGCUCCUGCCCCUCCCCCAACGGCGACCCCGGAGCGGCCCCGGAGAGACCCCGCGGUCCCCUCCGUUGCCCCGACGGCGGGUGCUGGUGGCCGCGGUGGCCCUGGGGGGUUCGGUAGCCCUGGGCUGUUACUCGGUGGCCGAACCCCCCCAGCGGCGCCGGGCUCGGCUCCUGCUCCAGGGCGUGGGCAGGUUCUUCAGGUCUCUCUCCGUGGGGCUCCACAUCUCCCUCGAUUAUUGGUGGACGACGAAGGUGGAGCUGAGGGGGCUCCGAGAG
This is a messenger RNA of Cinclus cinclus, 327 nucleotides long. RefSeq lists its product as uncharacterized. Lineage: Eukaryota; Metazoa; Chordata; Aves; Passeriformes; Cinclidae. The record is from RefSeq and is a predicted model, not a curated record. The transcript is spliced from 4 exons. The annotation marks the transcript as partial.